AUGAUAGUUCAACAGACUGAUGAUUUUCCUGGAGAAAAUUUAUUUAUAAAUGAUAGAGCUCAGUAUAUUGUAUUCCUUACACAUGAGUUUAAUGUGGCUAAUACGUCCUGCUUUCAAUUGUACACUGUCUCUUUUCCAUGUUUACAUCAUUUUCCCUGUUUCUGUUCUGUUUCAGUGCUGAUUUCAUUUGUACCCCUGCCACAUGCUCAAGGGAGUCCUAAAGCUGUCGUGUCCAUAAAACCUGAUAAAAAUGUGUACAUUGGAGAGAGAGUUACUCUCAGAUGUGAUGUACAGGAAGGAGGAGACACUGAGUGGACAUACAGCUGGUAUAAGAAUAAUGACAGAGUCUACACAAAGAGAGGAGACAGAGUCUAUACAGAAAACACAGUGCAGGAGGUCAGUAUCAGGUCUGUUAGUGACUCUGACCAUGGUAACUACACCUGUCGAGGACAGAGACGUGACUCUCAGAGCUCAGACAUCGGUGAUGCUGUUACACUGACUGUAUCAGAGAGACCACGGGCAGUACUGAGUGUAUCUCCACAGAGCUGGCUGACUGAAGGAGACUCAGCGACUCUAAGCUGUGAGGUUACAAACUCCUCUACAAACUGGACAUUCAGCUGGUACACAGUUGUUCUCUACAGAAACAAUAAUGGUCAUAUCAGUGCUAAAAAAAAGCUUCUCUCAGACAGCAGCAGAGGAUCCAGAGGCUCCUACACUCUCAGUCCUGCUGCUCUUAACCACACAGGAGUUUAUGCGUGCAGAGGAGAGAGAGAAGAACGACCCUCUUACACAAAUUACAGCAAUCUACUGCUACUAUGGAUCACUGGUGAAUCUCCUCCAGUCUCUCUGAUCAUCAAUCCCAGCAGAACUCAACACUUUACUAAAGACUCUCUCUCACUCAGCUGUGAGGACCAGAGUAACUCUACUGAAUGGACAGUGAGACGAUACACACACAGUGAGGGAGUGUUAGAUUGUUCACGGUGGGGAUCAGUUACAGGAUCUACAUGUAAAAUCAGCUCCCUUUCCACAUCACGCACUGGAGUUUACUGGUGUGAGUCUGAAUCUGGAGAGAACAGUAAUCCUGUCAACAUCACAGUGCAUGGUGAGUCUUCAUAUGGUGAUGUGAUCCUGGAGAGUCCUGUCCAUCCUGUGACUGAGGGACAUCCUCUGACUCUACGCUGUUUAUAUCGCAACACAAAUUCCUCAAACCUCCGAGCUGAUUUCUAUAAAGAUGGAUCAGUUCUCCAGACACAGACUACAGGAGAGAUGAUCAUCCGAACUGUCUCAAAGUCAGAUGAAGGUUUCUACCACUGUAAACACCCAGAGAGAGGAGAGUCACUGAAAAGCUGGGUCUCAGUCAGAGAAGCUCCAUUCUCCGUGCUCAUGCUGAUCAGUAGUGUAGUGACGGCCUCUCCGUAUCUGCUGGUGACCAUCAUUCUGCUGGUCAAAUGUUACAGAGCUCGAGCUCACACUGAUGAAAAGAGAAUGGAGAAUACAGUCACAGAGGAGUGAAGUUCAUCUAACAAAAAGAGGAUACAAUGCUGUUUUCUAUAAGGUUAUUUUGGGAAUUUUAUAAUAAUAAUAAUAAUAAUAAUAAUAAUAAUAAUAAUAAAGAGAAGAAAUAAGCUAAUAUUUUGAUGCAGUGUGUGAGGAUAGAGCUGUGCUUCUGAAAAAAAAAGUGUUUUAUAUUAUGUUUGAAUUUUUCUUUUCAGCUCUGUGAAUUUUAGUUGUAGUUGUGAUUUUUUUUUUUAAUAAAUGCAUCAUUAUCAAUUCACUGAAUUUAACCUGGUUGCAGUAAUAUAUCAUAUGAAGUACAAGUAAACUCUUAACAACUACUUCUGUUCCUUUUUAAAUAUCAGCAUUUUUAUUUUAUAUUUUUAUACAAUCAUAUAUUGGUAUUAAACCAUUUAUUGAGCCUAAAUAAA
Molecule: messenger RNA, 1925 nt
Organism: Pangasianodon hypophthalmus (striped catfish)
Lineage: Eukaryota; Metazoa; Chordata; Actinopteri; Siluriformes; Pangasiidae
Product: obscurin-like
Exons: 8
Coding region: 1-1512 (503 amino acids)
Biological process (GO): cell surface receptor signaling pathway
Molecular function (GO): transmembrane signaling receptor activity
Source: RefSeq, a predicted model, not a curated record